AUGGCCAAUUCGGGCCUGCAACUGCUGGGCUUUUCAAUGGCCAUGCUUGGCUGGGUGGGCCUGAUAGCGAGCACUGCCAUUCCUCAGUGGCAGAUGAGCUCGUAUGCUGGCGACAACAUCAUCACAGCCCAGGCCAUGUACAAGGGGCUCUGGAUGGAGUGCGUCACGCAGAGUACCGGCAUGAUGAGCUGCAAAACGUACGACUCAGUGCUCGCCCUGCCGGCGGCUCUGCAGGCCACUCGAGCCCUAAUGGUGGUGUCCCUGGUGUUGGGAUUCCUGGCCAUGUUUGUCGCCACGAUGGGCAUGAAGUGUACAAGCUGUGGGGGUGAUGACAAAGUGAAGAAGGCCCGUAUAGCCAUGACCGGAGGCAUUGUUUUCAUCGUGGCAGGUCUUGCUGCCUUGGUAGCAUGCUCCUGGAUUGGUCAUCAGAUUGUCACGGACUUUUAUAACCCCUUGACACCCAUGAAUGUUAAGUAUGAGUUUGGUCCUGCCAUCUUUAUUGGCUGGGCAGGGUCUGCUCUGGUCCUCCUGGGAGGUGCCCUGCUCUCUUGCUCCUGUCCUGGCAGUGAAAGCAAAGCUGUAUACCGUGCACCCCGCUCCUACCCUAAGUCGAAUUCUGCCAAGGAAUAUGUGUGA
This is a messenger RNA of Cricetulus griseus (Chinese hamster), 636 nucleotides long. The record is from RefSeq and is a predicted model, not a curated record. NCBI's taxonomy places the organism in Eukaryota, Metazoa, Chordata, Mammalia, Rodentia, Cricetidae.